Messenger RNA from Leptinotarsa decemlineata (Colorado potato beetle), 543 nucleotides. RefSeq names its product small ribosomal subunit protein uS8A. Gene Ontology annotation, cellular component: ribosome. The record is from RefSeq and is a predicted model, not a curated record. Gene Ontology annotation, biological process: translation. Gene Ontology annotation, molecular function: structural constituent of ribosome. NCBI's taxonomy places the organism in Eukaryota, Metazoa, Arthropoda, Insecta, Coleoptera, Chrysomelidae.
GGAAUCAGCGCCUCUCGUUUUGACUUGACGAACCAUCUCCUUUAUCGAUGUUUCAGAGAACGUGAAUAGUUCGGAAAUAAACAUCAAAUAAUUCUUAGCCAUGGUGCGAAUGAAUGUAUUGAGUGAUGCCUUAAAAUCUAUAAACAAUGCUGAGAAGCGAGGCAAGAGACAGGUACUCAUCCGGCCUUGCUCCAAAGUAGUGGUAAAAUUCCUGACUGUGAUGAUGAAACACGGUUAUAUUGGAGAAUUUGAAAUUGUAGACGACCAUAGGAGUGGGAAGAUAGUAGUUAAUUUAACAGGAAGAAUCAAUAAAUGUGGAGUAAUUUCACCUAGGUUUGAUGUGCCCAUUACACACAUUGAAAAGUGGACGAAUAAUUUACUCCCCUCACGUCAGUUUGGAUAUGUCGUAUUGACUACUAGUGGUGGCAUUAUGGACCAUGAAGAAGCUAGAAGGAAACACUUGGGAGGCAAAAUCCUCGGAUUCUUCUUCUAAUGUGAAGUUAUUUAAUAAACUUUAUUAAAAAAAUCCAUGUUUCGAACUAA